This is a messenger RNA of Aaosphaeria arxii CBS 175.79, 1137 nucleotides long. RefSeq lists its product as uncharacterized. Bases 1 to 1137 code for a protein of 378 amino acids. The transcript has 3 exons. Lineage: Eukaryota; Fungi; Ascomycota; Dothideomycetes; Pleosporales. The record is from RefSeq and is a predicted model, not a curated record.
AUGGCCUACCUUGACGAGCUAGCCAGCGGGAGGAACGGCGAGCGUGCCCCGGGGCACCGCUAUGAGCACGUCCGCGUCAGCGACAAUGCUAGGGCCCAUCUAGGCGACACGUACCACAGCGACACAUACCACGUCGGGCUCGAGGACCCGUUCAGUCGUCUGCCACAUGCCGAAGACGCGCCCUUUAACGCAUACAGCAAGCAGCACGAGCCCAAGUGUCUGCCCGACACGCGUAUCGACCUCUUGAAAGUCAUACAUAGCUGGGCGGAUAGGCAAGACCAGCGCUGCAUCUUCUGGCUGAGCGGGCUGGCGGGGACGGGCAAGUCAACGAUCUCGCGGACAGUGGCGCGCAGCUACUACGAUGAGAAGCGUCUGGCAGCCAGCUUCUUCUUCUCGCGCGGUGGCGGCGACGUCAGCCACGCAGGCAAGUUCGUGACGAGCAUCGCGGUGCAGCUUGCGCACAACGUGCCAGCAUGUCGGGAGCACAUCUGCGAAGCAAUCGCAAGCCGCCGCGACAUAGCCAGCCAGUCCCUGGGCGACCAGUGGCAGCAUCUCGUUGUCCGUCCACUGUCACUGCUAGGGGGACUGUCCUCGUAUGUUCUGGUGGUCGAUGCGCUCGACGAGUGCGAUAACGACAACAACAUCCGCAUCAUCGUGCAGCUGCUGGCUGAGGCUCGAACACUCACGAGAGUCCGGCUGCGAGUGUUCCUCACAAGCAGGCCGGAAGUGCCGAUCCGCCACGGGUUCUACCAGAUCGCGGAUGCGGAGCACCAGGACUAUGUGCUGCACAACAUAUCGCCGUCGGUCGUCGAUCAUGACAUUUCUGUCUUCUUGGAAUACAACUUCGGCCUUAUUGCGCAAGAAUGCUGCCAAGCUGCAGACUGGCCAGGCCAGGUGGUCAUCAAAAAGUUAUGCCAGAGCGCAAGCGGUCUCUUCAUCUGGGCUGCAACCGCCUGUCGGUUCAUUCAACAAGGUGAGCCCUAUUCGAAAGUACAGAAAGCAAGAAAAGAAGAAGUGGUACAGCCUGAUCAAAGAGACUCUUGGAGUGAUCGUACUCCUGUUAUCGCCGCUUCCUACAUCUUCGCUGGCCAAGUUGCUCCAAAUUCCUGUAGAGAGUGUUCAUCGAAAGCUAUAUGA